UUCCUACAAGCUGGUAAAGCCUAUCCAUCCAUCCAAAUCAUUCUCAACUGUUCCAAUACCCCUCAUAAAAUCCCAGAAACCAAUUAAAAUAUAUAAGCAAUCAGGCAAAAACCCAGAAAUUUUUGUGUGUUUUUAGCCUAAACCCUCGAAAUAAACAAGCUUCAAACACAAGGCAAAAAGGGUUGUUGUAUAUCGUUGUUGUUUCCUUUAACAUUCUUUUUUCUUUUUAAAAGAAAUCUUGUAACGAAGGUGUGUCGGCCUUGACGCCGUAGAUUGUCAAUGGCUUUCACAUGGGGUUCUGCUCUCAGGAUCUUCCUUCUUGUCCUUCUUCUUGCUGCUCUUGUUUAUGCUUGUUUCACCCUCCCCAUGGAAGCGAUUCUGCAGGAUUUUUUUCUAUGGGUUGAUAAUGAUCUUGGAACUUGGGGUCCACUUGCGCUGGCUAUUGCUUAUAUUCCUCUGACAAUCUUGGCUGUUCCAGCUUCAGUACUGAGUCUCGGUGGUGGUUAUCUUUUUGGAUUGCCUGUGGGCUUCAUUGCAGAUUCUAUUGGUUCAACUCUUGGUGCAGGAGCAGCAUUCCUUCUAGGCAAAACAAUUGGGAAAUCUUUGGUUCUUUCAAAGCUGAGAGAUUAUCCUCAGUUCAGGUUAGCAGCAAUUGCAAUACAAAGAUCUGGCUUCAAGAUUGUUUUGCUGCUUCGACUUGCGCCUUUAGUGCCUUUCAGUGUGUUGAAUUAUCUGUUGUCUGUGACCCCCAUCUCAUUUGGAGAAUACAUGCUGGCCUCUUGGUUAGGGAUGGUGCCAAUAACUCUUGCUUUAGUUUACGUCGGAACAACAGUUAAGGAUCUUUCUGAUGUGACACAUGGAUGGAAUGAGUUUUCAACCUCUCAUUGGGCAUUUCUCAUGUUGAGCCUUGUUGCAUCCGUGGUUUUAAUGGUUUGUGUGACUAAAGUCGCGAAAACGGCUCUGGACAAAGCAUUGGCUGAAGGUGAGGAUGUAGAUGGCAUUGUAGGCUCAACGCCGGAAUUGCCGGUUUCUGCCGAAGAACCUCUGGAUCUUCACCGGCCUUUUAUAUUAAAGAUAGGCCCCAGCGACAGCAGCACUCGUGAAAAGUAAAACCCGGUAUAUCAGCUGUAAAUUAUUCUCCCUACCUCAUUACCAUUGCUUUACCAUGCCAUUUGGUGCUUUGUACAUAUAGUCAUAGUGACAAAACUUUAGCUCUCCACAGAAAUAGAUGAUCACUGAUUAUUUGUUUGGUGAUUGAAAAUCAAUGGAAACAACUGUUUUUCUUUU
Hibiscus syriacus is the source of this 1287-nucleotide messenger RNA. Its product is annotated as TVP38/TMEM64 family membrane protein slr0305-like. The record is from RefSeq and is a predicted model, not a curated record. Gene Ontology annotation, cellular component: membrane. Lineage: Eukaryota; Viridiplantae; Streptophyta; Magnoliopsida; Malvales; Malvaceae. The transcript has 9 exons. The coding region runs from base 280 to 1110 and encodes 276 amino acids.